CGGGGGUAGGAAGCCACACACACACACUGGAGGGAACCCCAUCAGCUGUGGAAAGCAACACAGCUUGAUUUUACUUUUAUUUUUCCUCAGAUCGAACUUGAAGCGGCGCGUGCGGUUCGCGCCACGGCGAUCGACACGCGCACCGUCGCAUUUUGAACGCGAGCGUCAAGGAGAAGAAAACAGAAAAGCCCCGCCACGCACGGACCGACAGAAGAAGGUGGAUCUGAAAGCAUGGAUUAUUUCAUGAUGCCGACAGAGAAGGUGUCGUCCUUGCAGCAGUUCAAGAAGACGGAGAAGGACGUCAUAGGAGGUCUCUGCAGCCUGGCCAACAUCCCCCUCAGCCCGGAGACAGCCCAGGAUCAGGAGAGACGGAUCCGGCGAGAAAUCGCUAACAGCAACGAGCGCCGUCGCAUGCAGAGCAUCAACGCUGGAUUUCAGUCCCUGAAAACACUCCUGCCUCACACGGACGGAGAGAAACUCAGCAAGGCAGCCAUUCUUCAACAGACGGCAGAUUACAUUUUCACCUUGGAGCAGGAAAAAACCCAACUUCUCACACAGAACAAUCAGCUGAAACGCCUCAUCCAGGAGUUCAGCAGCUCGUCGCCUAAAAGGAGGCGAGCGGAAGAGAAGGAUGAAGGGAUCGGCUCUCCGGACACGCUGGAGGAGGAGAAAGUCGAGGAGCUGAGGAGGGAGAUGUUGGAGCUGCGGCAGCAGCUGGACAAGGAGCGCUCGGCUCGCAUGCAGCUGGAAGAACAGGUGCGCUGUUUGGACACGCAGCUGCACCCGGAGCGUCUGAAGGUGUUAACGCAGAAGGUGGAGGAGGAGCAGGUGCUUAUUCAGAACCAAAUGCUGCUACGGCUACAGCAGAUCCACGCUGCUGAUAAACAGACACACAGUUCUCAGGUGUUGGCUCCGCCCCCAGCCCCGACUCACCACCCCACGGUCAUCGUCCCAGCUCCAACACUAACCCAGCACCCCCAUCAUCACGUCACUGUGGUGACCAUGAGCCCGUCUGCCCACACCAGCGCCGUGUCCACUUCCAGACAGAAUCUUGACACGAUCGUGCAGGCCAUCCAGCACAUCGAGCGCACCCAGGAGAGGAGAGCCAGCGCAGAGGACGAGCAGCGACGAGCCGUCAUUGUUAGCCCCGCCCACAUCGCCAUGGACACCGCCUGCUCAGAUACGGACACGGACACAGAGGGAGAGGACUGCUCGAUGAACUGACCUGCCCCGUCAAUUUGCACGCACACAAACACUUAAACCACCCGCUCACUGUAAGACUCCCUCCAGGAGCUUGACUACUUAAAAAAUAAAAAUAACCUUU
Nematolebias whitei (Rio pearlfish) is the source of this 1324-nucleotide messenger RNA. RefSeq names its product transcription factor AP-4. The record is from RefSeq and is a predicted model, not a curated record. Gene Ontology annotation, cellular component: nucleus. Gene Ontology annotation, molecular function: protein dimerization activity; DNA-binding transcription factor activity, RNA polymerase II-specific; RNA polymerase II cis-regulatory region sequence-specific DNA binding. The coding region runs from base 232 to 1224 and encodes 330 amino acids. Lineage: Eukaryota; Metazoa; Chordata; Actinopteri; Cyprinodontiformes; Rivulidae. Gene Ontology annotation, biological process: regulation of transcription by RNA polymerase II. The transcript has 7 exons.